CACUUAAUAAAUAUCCUACUUUUGAAGAAAUCAACCAAAAAAAAACCUACAAAAUUCCAUAUGAUCACAAAAUUAGCCUGCUCCACGAGUGAUCCCUCUUCCCUGAUUGCGCAAAAUAACUGUUGAAUUUCCGCAAAAGCUGUGCGAGGCAAGUGAUUGUGAGGGAAUACCGAAGGACUCACGAUGCUUUCACUUUCUAAGCGAGUAUUCUGAUUCAAGAAAAUCAACAAAAUCAACGGCAAAAUUAUCAAUGAUGCGUGUGUUCAUCAGAUUCCUUCACAAUCUCACCAGAUUGAGCUCCAACAUUACACCAAUCUUACCCUCCAUCAAUACGAAAACACAUCUCAAAAAUCUUCCAUAUCAGUCAAAGAUAAAAACAUUGUGUGACGAAUGGAAAUUGGACGAGGCUAUUCAUGUUCUGGAUACAAUGGAUCGCCAUGGCAUUUCAGCAGACUUACACGCUUAUGAUUUACUCUUGCGGGCAUGUGCAGAUAUUCAAUCAUUAGAACAUGGUAAAAAAAUUCACAUGCAUAUACUUAAUAACAAUAGAAUCAAACAAAAUGCUUUCCUGGGAAAUUCCCUCGUCAACAUGUAUGUUGUGUGUGGCAAAUUUGAGAAUCCACGCGAAGUGUUCGAUGAAAUACCCGAACGAAAUGUUCAGUUUUGGAAUGCAGUGAUUAGAGAAUAUGUCAACUAUGGGCGCUUUGAUGAGGCCGUUUCAGUAUUUUAUAAAAUGACAGAGGUAGGUGCCUUACCCAAUAAUUAUACAUUUCCGCUUGUUUUGAAAGCUUGUGCUGGACUGGGGGAGUUGGAACAAGGCAAGGACAUCCAUGAGAACAUAAUGAGAUAUGGGUUUGAGUCAGAUAUAUUUGUGAGAAAUUCGCUUGUCAAUAUGUAUGGUAGAUGUGGGAGUAUGGAAUGCGCGCGUCAAAUAUUUGACAACAUUCUGCAAAGAGAUGUUGUGUCCUGGAAUUCCAUGAUUGCCGCACUUGCACAGAACGGGUAUGGGAAUGAUGCAUUGGAGAUGUUCCGGAAAAUGCAGGUGGAGGAGGUGAAACCGGAUGUGGUGACAUUUGUAAGUGUAUUGCCUGCAUGCAGUCUCUCUGCAGCCGUGCACGAGGGUUUACAAGUUCAUGGUUAUGUAAUUAAACGCGGAUAUGAGUUGGAUAUAUCAGUGGGUAAUGCUGUUAUGGACAUGUAUGCCAAGUGUGGGAAGAUAGCGGAUGCAAGGCAAAUGUUUGAGAAAAUGACUGCCAAAGAUGUAAUUUCAUGGAAUGUGAUGGUGGCCGGGUAUGCUCAAAAUGGGAAUUGCGGUUAUGCACAAGACCUUUUAAGGCAAAUGCAAGUGGAAGGAAUUAAGUUGAAUGUUGUCACGUGGAGUGCAAUGAUUGCAGGCUAUGCUCAAAACGGGUUUGGCAAUGAGGCUCUAGAACUAUUUCAUCAAAUGCAGUUGUCAGGUGUUGAACCUAACUGUGUGACAUUUUGCGCUCUUCUGUCAGGAUGCGCCCUUUUAGAAGCCUUGCAAGAAGGCAAAGAGAUUCAUAACUACAUUGUUAGAUGUGGGCUACGCUCCAAUUUACUUGUAGGAACUGCUCUUAUAGAUAUGUAUGCAAAAUGCAAAAAUAUAGAAGAUGCACGCCAUGUUUUUGAUCGCAUGUCCGAGAGAAACGCUGUAUCAUGGACUGUCAUGAUUGGAGGGUAUGCUCUGAAUGGGAAUGCAACCGAUGCCUUGAUUCUUUUUAGUCAAAUGCAACAGUUAGAUAUCAAACCAAGUUCUGUUACCAUUGCAUGCACCCUGCCAGCAUGUGCACUUUUAGCAGCAGUGCGUAAGGCUAAAGAAAUUCAUGCUUACACACUCAGAAGUGGAUUUGAAUCGGUAGUAAUUGUGGUAAACUCUCUUAUAGAUGUGUAUGCUAAAUGUGGAAACAUUGAUUUGGCACGACAAGUUUUUGAUAAGAUAACUGAAAAAAAUGUGAUCUCAUGGACUGCAAUGAUUGCUGGCUAUGGAAUGCAUGGGCUUGGUAAGGAAGCACUUUUAGUUUUUGACCAAAUGCAACAAACAAGCACGAAACCAGACAAUGUCACCUACAUUGCUGUUUUGUCUGCAUGCAGUCAUUCUGGCCUGGUGGAUGAAGGCUGGAGACAUUUUGACUCUCUGAGUCGAGAUCAUUGCCUCACACCAAGAGCUGAACAUUAUGCAUGCAUGGCUGACCUUCUUGGUCGUUCUGGUUUUUUGAAUGAGGCACUUGAAUUUAUUAAGAAGAUACCACUAGAACCUAGUGCAGAUGUAUGGGGAGCCUUGCUUGGUGCGUGCAGAACACAUCACAGUGUAGAUAUAGCAGAAAGUGUUGUGAAGCACCUUUUUGAGUUGGAGCCCGAAAAUUCUGGGCCUUAUAUAUUACUCUCAAAUAUGUAUGCCGAAGUUGGCAGGUGGAAUGAUGUUGCAAAGGUGAGAAAACAUAUGAAAGAUAAGGGUUUGAAAAAGAGGCCAGGAUGCAGCUGGAUUGAGGUUAAGAACAAGGUUAAUAUAUUUUAUGUUGCGGACAGAUCACAUCCACAAACAGAAAAAAUCUAUGCAAUGCUGGAGAGCUUGGCUGUACAGAUGAGAAAGGCAGGGUAUGUGCCGGACACAAGCUUUGUGCUGCAUGAUGGAGUGGAUGAGGAAAAGGAGCAUUAAUGCAUUGGGUGCCCUUUGUGGACCACUGAGGAUUGAUUGUCUAGUUAUUACUGAGUCAUCUAGUUUGUACCUAAGAUCAACGAGUGAUAAAUUAUUGUUGGGAACCCAAGAUCUUACCAUCAUUUCAAGGAAGUUCGUGUGGAUAACAUGGAUGAUUACAUGCAAACCUGAGCAAAUAACCUGCUUGUUUUCCACAAUAGUGAUCAUAUUAAUACAUCUGCUUUUUGACAGUUUAAAAGGGCCAGAUUGGAUGAUUAUAUGCAUAGUUGAAAAACUUGCAUGACUCACGAGUUGAUCACCUAAAAACUUGCCAAAGCCUCACAAUAUCAGACCGAAAACUUGGCCAGCAUUAUGUAUUUGGGAAGUAGGACUGAACAGACUUAGUAAAUUUAUUUUAUCUUAUCCAGCUGCAUUUCAAAGAAAGAGGACUAUAAGUUGUUCACAAACUUAAAUGUUAGUUCGCCAUUAAGUGAGUAAAGCUGGGAAACAAGAAAGGUAAAUAAUAUUCCAAUUUGCUUUUUGAAUCUGCACCUUACUUUUUCUUGAUUCAAUGUUUGUGAUUAAUUUAUACAAGAUUCUAAGUGUACUUGAAUUAUUUUAUUCAUUUUCACUGCUUCUUGCACAAGCUCCUUUUUCACAUUAUAUAAUAUAAACUCAUUACUUGGCAUGACUGCAACACCUUUUGUGAAUGACUACAUCAAUGUGCACUUUCAACAUGAAUGUGCGACUUAUGCGUUAUUCUGGAGGAGAGUGAUGAAUAAGACUCUGCCAGGUCAGGAAGUUCCUCAAGCAUGGUCUGUGCUACAAGUCAUAAUCUCAAGAAGGGCCAUCAUCCAGCUGCUUUUGUUUUUAAGCAUAGAUAUUCUAUAAUGAAAUGCUAGAUAAUGGUGUCCUUAACAACAUAUAUACUUAAUACAAUCAUUCAUUUGUUUUGUCUGUACUGAGAACAAGACAAGAUAAACAAUUGUUUUGUUUAAGGAAAUAUAGGGAAAAAUGUUCUUAGUUUGGUAGCUUUAAAUAGCCUAAUUAAAAGGCAUUGUAAGAAGGGCCACAAAUGUGAUGUUUAUGAGCUUUGUUUGUAAUUGGGACACGGGAUACUAGGCCUGAUUUUGCGGUUGGCAGUGUUUUGAUUGAUAGGCUUUACAAGGAAGGCAGCUAACAGUAAGCAUGCAAAUUGUUUGAAGAAUAAAAGGAAGGACCUUGGUUCCAGAUAGGUCAUUUUUUACAACAUUUGAUAUAUAAUGCAAGGUAGACACCAUUUUAAGAUACCUUAAACUUCAUGAUGAAAAUCUGCAGUAAAGGAACUUAAUGUUGUUGAACACAAUGCUCUUAUCUAUGGAGUCUUCAAGAAUAGCAAGAUAAGGAACUAAAAUGAUGACUUGUACCAUCUUAAUUGUUGGAUUCUGCAAAAUCAAGAUAGUUAUGAGAAGUAUCAAGCUGGGUUAUUGGCAUUUGGAUGCUUACAGCAUAUUAUGCAGUAUGUUGAAGGAACCUGGUGAUGUAUCAGGAGUGAUCCAUAGAAAUUCACUUAUCAAAGGACCUUGUGAGGUGCAAGGAAGUUCUGCCACAGAAGGUAAUUGUGCUGUUGAAGACAAUUAUUGAAAGAGGCUUGGUGGCAGAUGAUAUUAUUUACAAUGCUUCAAUUGAAGGACACUGUAAGAAAGUGAAGACACGAGUAAUUUCAAAGCUAUGUGGUGGGGCUGGGAUGCUCUCAAUCUGCAUGGUUUACACAUCAUUUCUGAAGAAUCUGGCAAGGAAAUCUGGAUGUAAAUCAAGGCAAUAUUGUUUAAUCUAGGGCAACAUGGGUGCUUCAUGAUUUGUAAUACUUAUAAACACAAGUGAACUAAAUAGGUUUAGUAAUUGUUCAAUUCUGAAAGACAAUUAUUUUUAUACAGUAUAGGCAAAGUUGACAUUUAGGAUGCAA
Cryptomeria japonica (Japanese cedar) is the source of this 4601-nucleotide messenger RNA. Its product is annotated as pentatricopeptide repeat-containing protein At5g16860. Gene Ontology annotation, biological process: RNA modification. The record is from RefSeq and is a predicted model, not a curated record. Bases 251 to 2677 code for a protein of 808 amino acids. Gene Ontology annotation, molecular function: protein binding; RNA binding. NCBI's taxonomy places the organism in Eukaryota, Viridiplantae, Streptophyta, Pinopsida, Cupressales, Cupressaceae. The transcript is spliced from 6 exons.